Messenger RNA from Corticium candelabrum, 653 nucleotides. RefSeq lists its product as uncharacterized. Lineage: Eukaryota; Metazoa; Porifera; Homoscleromorpha; Homosclerophorida; Plakinidae. The transcript is spliced from 2 exons. The coding region runs from base 73 to 537 and encodes 154 amino acids. The record is from RefSeq and is a predicted model, not a curated record.
CGCCAAGUAUUUUCAUCAUGUCCAUUACGCUCAACCACUAGCAGCACUUUAUGUCAAAUUGUCACGCGAGCAAUGAGAUACCCUGCAGGAACAUUUUCUCUAACCAGCUGCCGAGUUUUGAACAUCGACGGGUGCGCGAAUACUUUCCCGUCACCGGACUGGCUUGCUGCCCUAUUAGAACGUCAAACACAGUCAAGUUCUCUUGACGACGGAGCAAGAGCACUAUCCCUCUCGGGCAGUUGCAAGAUCAAUUACAUCAAACUAUCUUGCACUCAUCCUACAUGCGGAUCUAAUGGACGUCUACAAGGUUACCUAAGCUCAACUCAAUGCCACAACGUCGCAAACUGCAUCAGUGACAGCGAAACUCGAAAGCUUUUUUCUACUGUCAAUCUAUGUGACGAUUUGGGGACGCUAAAGCAUUCGAGCGUUUGUGCUGGAGAAACCGAAUCGUGCACGUCGGGAGCUGCUAGCACUACUUACUACGUUGGGAUUUCUAUUGCAUGGUCGAUGUUGGCUCUCAUCAAGAACUGCUUGUAAGUCCAACAAAGAGAUAUUCAACAGUGAGUUAUUCACAGACAUCUAUCUAACUCAUAUUGCAUUGCGACUUACAUUAAUUUCUUUGAUUUUUUGCUGUUAGAGUGUGGCUGAGUGCG